Molecule: messenger RNA, 4465 nt
Organism: Clupea harengus (Atlantic herring)
Lineage: Eukaryota; Metazoa; Chordata; Actinopteri; Clupeiformes; Clupeidae
Gene: fosl2
Product: FOS like 2, AP-1 transcription factor subunit
Biological process (GO): regulation of transcription by RNA polymerase II
Cellular component (GO): nucleus
Molecular function (GO): RNA polymerase II cis-regulatory region sequence-specific DNA binding; DNA-binding transcription factor activity, RNA polymerase II-specific
Source: RefSeq, a predicted model, not a curated record
UAUCUGGUGUACGCCCUCGAACGAUGACGUACAAAUUGAAGUUGGCGUUGAUAAGCAGAGUUGCAGAGUACAGUGGUGUCACAGAAUGAGUCAUAGGCUACCUGAGUGCGGCAGUCGGGAAUAGAAAACAGGACAGUAGUUGCUCUACAGAAGAAAAAAAAUAAUUAGCCUAACUUUUAUCAAACAACACGACGUUGAAUUCGUUCCGGUGACUCAUCCUUGUAGCCACAACUCACACACCACGCGAAGCUCGGACUGGCUGCGGAAAGUAGGUGCCUCGAUGACUUUUGUUCCUCAAGUUUGGUUCAGCACCUGAGAGAACAGUUUAUACAACUAGACAACACUACACCGAAAGAAACAUUUAGUUUCACCGCAGAGGAUUUAUAUUUUGUGUUUUUAAGAGCGAGGACCUGAUUUGCGAACCUGAUGUAAACGAUUAGGCCUCUGUUCAAUACCGUAGAAGCACUAAAAGGAUUGAUAUAACGUUUUCAGAAUUUUAGGUAGACUGUUCUGAAUGUAGACUACAUCUACAUUUACAUUUAACUUUAUAACACUUCUUAGCUGGUUAAGGGAUUUCGUUGUCGGUGAAGGGCUGUUCUCUACGCGAAGACGAUUUUGAGAAGCCUAUACACCGGAGUUCGUAAUCAUCUGAAAUCUUCCCUCUCUCCUGGAACAUGUACCAGGACUACUCCGGGAACUACGACACAUCCUCCCGCAGCAGCGCGUCUCCGGCACAGCCAGAGUUCUUCACAAGUGGCAGCAGUAUUGGCAGUCCAAUUUCUACCUCAAGCUAUCAGAAGUACCGGGUCGACAUGCCUGGCUCCAGUAGUGCCUUUAUUCCCACUAUUAAUGCCAUUACCACCAGCCAGGAUCUGCAGUGGAUGGUUCAACCCACAGUCAUCACGUCAAUGUCCAACCCAUACACACGCUCACACCCCUAUGGGCUCCCUGUGUCCAGUGGUCCUGCCAUGCUGGGGCACACGGCUCUGUCCCGACCAGGGGUGAUCCGCUCCAUUGGGGAUGCUCGUGGUCGACGCAAGAGAGAUGAGCAACUGACUCCUGAGGAGGAGGAGAAGAGGAGAGUGAGAAGAGAGAGGAACAAACUUGCAGCAGCCAAAUGCCGCAAUCGGAGGAGAGAGCUCACUGAGAUGCUUCAAGGAGAGACGGAGAAGCUGGAAGAGGAGAAAGCAGACCUGCAGAAGGAGAUUGAGACCCUUCAGAAAGAGAAGGACAAGCUGGAGUUCAUGCUAGUCGCUCACCAUCCUGUGUGCAAACUCCCCCCCGAGGAGCGGCGGCAGGCUGAUCACCAGUGCACACCACUGCCACUGACCAUGCGGGCCAUGGGCCAGCGCUGCCACAUCAACCAUCUUAACCCAGUUGUGGUGAAGCAGGAGCCUUUGGAGGAUGAGGAAGAUGAUGAUGACGACGAUGAUGAUGAUGAGGAGGAGGAGGAGGUCGGCAGGGUCCAUUCCUCUGUCAUCAAACCCAUCAGCAUGGGAGGGGGUGUCUUCUGCUCAGAUGUUGAGAGCCUCAAUACGCCAGUGGUGGCCGCCUCCACUCCCUUGUGCACCCCCAGUGUGCCCAGCCUCAUCUUCACCUACCCCAGCAUGCUGGAGCCUGAGAGUCCCUCUCCAUCAUCUGAGUCCUGCUCCAAGGCACACCGCCGCAGCAGUAGCAGCGGGGGCGACCAGUCCUCAGAUUCACUCAACUCUCCCACCCUCCUGGCUCUCUAAAAGAGCGCUGAUGCCCAAGCCCCCCGUGAGACCCCCUUCCCCUCCCCCCCCUCCCCCCCCUCCCCAGCCCUGUGGGCUCAUCCCAGAGGCCUUGGCCUUCUUGUGACAGGAAGAACCCUCAAGGGCUAAAUCACUUUGCUGUAAUUAUUAUUUUUUUUUUUUCACAAAUAUAUGAUUUCCCCCAAAGUUUGUAUGGUUGUCUCUACACCAUAUACAGUUUCAAUCAUUCACCCUUUCAUCUCAGAGUACUUGAUAGACUGUCCGAGACAGAUAUUCAGAGGCAAUCUCAUGGAAGAGCAACAAGGAAACAUGGCCAUCUGAAGUCCAAAUAUUUUAUUAUCAGCCUCAACAGAAGAAAUUGAGGAUUGGCACUCUGAGAUUCUUUUGAAUGAAGAGUGCAUUACAAAUAAAAUAAAUGAUUAUUAUUAUUAUUAUAGGAUGUAGUGUUGAAUUCUAUCAAAAUCUUUGCGCAAAGGGGUCAUCUCAUCUUGCCACUGGUAUGCAUGGAUGGAUGGAAAAUGGACACAAAAUAGAUUGAAUUCAACAACCUCAGAACUGGGGACACUACAGAGAGAGAGAAAGAUAUCCUUCUGCGUGUCCUUCUACAUUCCAUCAUAUAUAUUAUCUGUGUUGAUAUUUCCAGGUUCUCUGCUGUGACACCCUGUCCUGAUGUUCUCUUGUGUCAUAGACCUGGCUUUUCUUAUUGGUAUGAAUGAGCCAUGAGUGAAUGGAACUCCACAGGAUUGGUCCACCACACCAUUCAGUGUCUCAAAGAAAAAGACACUCUACCCAACCCUACACGUACCACACUGUACUUUGACAGGGUAAAAGGCAUAGACAAAUACUUUUGCAUCAAUUUUCUAUCUUUGAUAAAGAAUAAUAAAAAAAAAUGACGUCAGGGAUUUUUCAUUUCUGUGAGUGGACCUGCACAUACACAAGCAUUACCAAGAGCAGUUGCACACAGUCAUGUCAGAUUGAGUCUAGAUGCUCAGCUAUAACAGGUCAAACCUAAUACCCUUUACAACGUGGCAAUAUGACCUUUUCUUUGAGAGACACUGUGGUGUAAAAUAGGAACUACAUAUUUUGUAAAUGUUGUUUUGUAUAUGUAUAUGCAGAUAAGUUGACCAUCUCAGACAUAGAUGGGAACCUCUUACUGAACCUACUGAACUGAGUGGAUUUGCACUUUUGACCUGUACAUUGUACUGAUGGAAGCCAUUUGAAAUUUGACUCCUCAUUUGCUGGGACAGAUCUAAUUCUAAUACACUGUGUGCCACUGAGGAAACACACAAAUGUUCUUCUCAUUUUGUGGAAAGGAAUUCAUUGAAAUGCAUAUCAGACAAUUCAAACUUUUGUAAGAAUUGAGUGUUUACUUUAACAUUCCGAAGGAACCCAACGAAGAAGGUACAGAAAAAGAGAUAUUUUUGUGGUGGUCAUUGACUGAAUACAUCCUAAUGAACUUGUUGUGCUGGGUGCAGCAAUGGACAAUUUGAGCAAAAUAGAAAAAACACAAACAUCCAUACUGACUAUGUUUUUGUUGACUCUUCUUUAAAGAGUUUGACUCUUUUUGUGUAGUGUGAAAAUCCAUGGAUGGUUCUAUGAAAAUUCAAUAGUAGUAUGCCGUUACAUUACGUUUUUGAACUUGUGUGGACUGUGGAGAAGAGAACUCAUAAAUGAAUACCAAAAAAGUCUUUGGAGAGUGUGUGGUAUACUUUCUCGUUUUGUUUAUCUUUGAAUAUGUAGAGACGUGGAUAAGCCAUGAAGUGUAAAACCUUUGUACAUGCCCUGCUUGAAGUAUUUAGCUUUUUCAAAUGCUUUAUAAGGAAAAAGUCUUUGUAAUGAAAACAUCAAAAACAGCAAUAUGUAUGGCAGUAUUUGUUAAUUUCAUUAUUUCAAAUUUAUGAUGGUAAUGAAAUGGUUUUCUCAGUAGUAUGUUUUAAUGUGAGUGUAUUGAUAGACAAUGCAUUUCCCAAUGAAAUGUUUGUUGUGUCUCUUCCUGCAAUUUUGUCUUUGCCUCUCUUAACCACUGGAUACUACAGUCUAUGACUCAUGAUCUGAUGAAAUAUCUUUGAAGUUAUCUUUAAGACAACAAAGAGAACCAAAGUCACAAAGUUAUAUAUCUGUAAAAAUCCUGGUCAUUUUAAAUGUAAAUGACUACAGACAUGCAACUUUAUAGAAACAACAGAUGUGGCAUCCAGUCUUGGUUUCACAUAUUUGAUCUUUAUCUAUCCUUCUGGUACACUGGACGUGUAUCAUUUCAGAACUCUGUCAUAAAUGAAGUGGUUACCACUUUCAGUGCUAUGCCUUUAAAUGAAUGAAGACAGCCAUCCUCCUCCCGAGAGUCCCGUGGAGGCACGUUCUCCACAUACUGCACUGUAAAGUUGCUCCAGGACAAGAGACUAUUGACAUGAAGAGAUAUGUUUUUAAAGUUCCAGACGCCGCUAAUGGCUGUCCACGGAACCCUCGUCUCUGAUAUGUCUGGAGUUAAGGGCAGGGUGCACUCAGUUUUGACUCUCUUAACAAGGACAGGCAUUGUUGAGCAGUGGUCUAGCCUAGAAGUCUUUGUACUGAAUAUGCGUGUGUUUCCUGCUGAACUGUGUGGUGUUUGAUUACAGUGUUGACAUGUUCAUUAAUCAGUGAAUCCACACCCUUUAAAUUGUUUUGAGAGCUGUAAAUCUAAUUCAUUUGUCUAUUGUUGUAUUCUUUGUUUUUCAAUAAAUUACUUUGAUGUCAAA